Molecule: messenger RNA, 621 nt
Organism: Cercocebus atys (sooty mangabey)
Lineage: Eukaryota; Metazoa; Chordata; Mammalia; Primates; Cercopithecidae
Exons: 6
Coding region: 1-621 (206 amino acids)
Source: RefSeq, a predicted model, not a curated record
AUGGAGCCAGACCUGGGAAACUCUAGGCGGACAAGGAACACGGGAGCCAGGAAAGGAAGAAGCAAGUGUGGAGGCCACAUCCCACCCAGCAUCAAUCCAUUUAACUCCCAUUUGGCUCCAGGAUCAUGGAACUAUCUCGUGGACCCCACAGAGAAGACAGGUGAGAAUCUAACGCCAACUUACCUCCACGAAGGUCUCCUUCUCUCCCAAGCUGCAGGGACUUGUCGUUAUGCAAUUCUGACAUUCAUUUUGACCCUAUCCAGAGCUCACAACUCAGGCCUGGAGGAGGCACUUCGAGACUGUGAGAUGGUCGCUUGUUAUUGCUCUUCUGACUCCAUUCCCGAAAGAGGCUGUGUGCAAGAAUCGGGCAGAAACCAUGACAAAGGCAAGUCCAAGGAGGAGCAGUGUUCUCACACCUCAGACUGGCCCCUCACGUCUUCACAUCAGGAGUUUGCCAGUAUGGCCCCAAUUUGCACUCCAAAUAUUCCUUGCACGUUGGAGGACUCCCACCUGAACACUGGGAAAUGGUGUGCAGUUGUGGGACCCCAUCCACCCCUCACCAGAUUACAUCCUCACCUCUAUCUGACCUUAUUGCUGCUCACACUCUAUGUCCCACGAUGA